GCAAAGAAGACAAACGAGCAAUGCGACCGCGUGCUGUGUUCCGCGCUUGAUUGUAUGGUUUCUUUUGCCGUCGGCGUUUGCUUCAUGUUGUCAGAGUAAGAGAGGCAUCGAAAGAUGCGCGUGGGAAGGACCUAAUGAACCGUUACGUACGACUGUGUCUAUCCAGUUGACCCCUAUUGGCCCAUUUUGCUGUCUUCGUCUCUGUUUCCCCGCAGUGCGUGACGGUGUCUUACAGCGACCUUCUGUAUCACAGAAAACCUCACAAUGGAUUUCUUCGUGUGCCACCCAUCAAAAGGACGGUCAGCUUCACUCUUGAGGGCAGUGGCCCUGUUUUCCCUGGCCGUCCACUGUGGACUGCUCCUCGUUGAGAGCCGCCGCGUCCGCGAGACAGGCGUUGCACGGUGCUUCUUUCGCACUGGAGAUGCGGCCCGCGAUGCGAAUUUAACACCAUUUUACGUUCCUGCCGAUGACCGGCAAAUGUACGAAGAGGGGAUUAGAGACUACGUAGCUCAAAUGGGUGCCAGCAACGAGCAAUUCUCCGUGGUGUGCACCGAAACGCGGGAGAAAGACGUCAAAUGUGAGUUGUGUCUGUACAACGAGGUGUCAGAGGAUCGCAAGCAUGUUCGACAAGGCCAAGUUCUGGACACCAUGCUUCUCGAAUGCAUUGAAGGAAAGUUCAUUCAAGGGUCCGUAAUGUCGAACUCUCAGUACCACCCGAUCUGUUACCCCCCUCCACAGAGACCUACGCGUGAUGUGACUGAAGCAAAAGGACGGAGCGUCAAUCCUCACCAACAACUUGGCGAGUUGGGCACGAAGAGUGCAGGUGAAGAAUCUUGUGGCACCGGCAACAAAGAAACAGGUGGCUCCUAAUGUACUAGGAAACAAAUCGUAGAUGGGCCUUAUCGAUUUUGACCGGAAAGUCUUGCUCUGCCGUGGCGUUUUGUUUCCCCUUCCUCCUGCUCCGUAUUGGCGAAACGUGUGGCACACUCGACCUAGGCCACGUGCAUUGAUUUUGGGGAACGUAUAAUGCCGAAAUUUGCUGCGUUCCGAGUGCAAUCCUCUCAUAUAUACAUAUAUGUGUAUAUAUCUGGAUGGUAUUUGCGGGAGCGGGGAAGGUCGCUUGUCGCUGCCUAGUUUCCUCUGUUGCAGGAGAGAAGCGUGAAGCGGAACAAAGGGUUAUCUCGCUGACGGUGUGUGAUGUGAUGGAAAAGAUUGCAAACCGAUGAGUUCAUCGAAGGUAGUAGAGGCGACUUCAGAGUUCACUAUGCUCUUACAAAAGCUGUUCUUCUGUCGGUGUCAUCUAUUCUUGACGAUUCAGUGCCGUAAUCGGGCCGAGGUGGACUGUCUCUUUUUUUGCCGUCGUGAACAGGGAAACACCGCACCGUAAAUGGUGGCUUAUCCAGAAUUUAUGGUCUCACCACUGGCACACGAUGUGGAACCAACACUACCAUAUGGUCGUUGUGGCAGCGGUCACGUAAGAACGAGUCUAAGAAAUUGCCGUGGAAAUGCGUUUUGGCAAAAUGGGACCUGCGUAGGAAGCGAGUGGUGAGUGGUUGCAGGCACCCGAAAUCUGAGGAAAUAGCGAAGGCGAAGUAUUGUGCUUUGAACGUCGCACACUGCAUUUUGAUGUGCAGUUGUCAUCGGUUGACUGUUGGGAGG
Toxoplasma gondii ME49 is the source of this 1659-nucleotide messenger RNA. RefSeq lists its product as hypothetical. The record is from RefSeq and is a predicted model, not a curated record. Bases 265 to 870 code for a protein of 201 amino acids. Lineage: Eukaryota; Apicomplexa; Conoidasida; Eucoccidiorida; Sarcocystidae. The transcript has a single exon.